Messenger RNA from Chara braunii, 3644 nucleotides. NCBI's taxonomy places the organism in Eukaryota, Viridiplantae, Streptophyta, Charophyceae, Charales, Characeae. The record is from the annotation of a GenBank genome assembly.
GGAAGAGAGUUGUGCGGCGCUUUAGCUUUUGGUGCUGUAUAUUGUAUAUGCCCGGCGUGACGACAAAAAAAGGUCCCGAAAGUGUAUACUGUAGGUGGAGCCGCAUUGGGGGACCGACCAGGUUGACUGCGUACCGGUAAUCGCCGCAAGUGGGCGCGGCGGAGGACCGUUGGUAGCUCAGGGCCGAAGCCUGUGAGAGACGUUGCAGCGGCGGCGGAUAUGGCGGCCAUGGCGGCGCAGGCGGGGCGUAUGCACGUGCUGUCUCCGUCUAUGGCUGCGGGAACAGAAUGCAGCCCACCAUCUCUAAGAGAGCGGAAUCUGGCCACGGUGUGUGGCCAGGGGUCGUCAUGGGUGGCCACGUCAGCAGCUUGCACCGCUCAGCAGCGGCGUUUUCAUCGUUCCCCAGCUUUCUGUGGCAACUGCGUCGCGUCGCCGGAUGCCCUCGCGCACAGGUCGACGGCGACCGUGAGCGCGCGCUUGGUGCGCGACGAGCAUGGGGCGUACGUGCAGCAGCAGCCGUCUUCUUCCUGCAUGGUAUUCUGUGCAGGAGCGAAAGACGGAGGGCGAAAGGUUGCUUCUUCACGGCGAUGGCCAGGAGAGGACAGUCUGUGGUCUUCUUCUUCUCUCUCUUCCUCCUCCUCCUCUUCCUCCUUUUCACGGAUUGGUGUCGUGCGAGCCGCGGCAACUAAGCUUUCGAUGAUGGGAAGUGGUGGUAAACAGGAUGAUGAGGAAAGGAAAGUAAUUAGCACAUUGGCGGCGGAGGAGGAGAAGCCGCUGACGAAGAAGAAAGGAGAGAGACGCCGCGCCACUACCAAGGCGACAGCCACAGAUAUGGAGGCAACAAAGCCGGUGGAAGAAGAGGCGCCCAAAGAGGCGGAGGGAAAGGUGACGUCAUUGACCAUGGACGAUGUGAAGGCGGCAGAGCGGGGGAUGGACAAGCGGCCACAUGUGCCGCUUUCCAGCACCUUUCAGCGGAAGACCAAAAUCGUUUGCACGAUCGGGCCAACAAGUAACAGCAGAGAAAUGAUCUGGCAAUUGGUCGAUGCGGGGAUGAAUGUGGCGCGACUCAAUAUGUCUCACGGAGAGCAUCAGUGGCACAGGGCAGUGGUCGAUCUCAUCAAGGAGUAUAACGCGCAACCUGGCGUUGACAACGUAGCCAUCAUGCUGGACACGAAGGGGCCAGAGGUCAGAACAGGCGAUGUGCAUGAGCCCAUUCUGCUCACCAUGGGUCAGGAGUUCACUUUUACUAUCAAACGUGGGGUUGUGGAUGAGAAGUGCGUGAGUGUCAAUUAUGAUGGCUUCGUUGACGAUGUAGAGAUUGAAGACAUUGUGCUCAUUGACGGUGGGAUGCAGUCACUUGCAGUGAAGAGCAAGACCAAGGACUCGGUCAUCUGCGAGGUUGUUGAUGGGGGGUACCUAACGUCUCGCCGGCACUUGAAUGUCCGUGGAAAGAGUGCCACCCUGCCUUCGAUCACAGAGAAGGAUUGGGAAGACAUCAAGUUUGGAGUGGACAACGGAGUGGACUAUUACGCACUCUCAUUUGUCAAAAGUGCAGAUGUAGUGCACGAGCUGAAGGAUUAUCUGAAGUCUAAGAAUGCGGACAUCAAAGUGCUGGUGAAGAUUGAAAGUGCUGAUUCAAUUCCAAACCUUCACACGAUCUUGGAGGCAUCAGAUGGGGCCAUGGUGGCAAGAGGUGAUCUAGGAGCAGAGCUUCCUGUCGAGGAGGUACCCAUUCUGCAGAAUCAGAUCAUUCAGAUUUGCCGCAGCAUGGUCAAACCUGUCAUUGUUGCCACCAACAUGCUGGAGAGUAUGAUCAACCAUCCAACGCCAACACGGGCAGAAGUUUCUGACAUAGCCAUCGCUGUUCGUGAAGGAACAGACGCAGUUAUGCUGUCUGGCGAAACUGCACAUGGCAAGUACCCGUUGAAGGCUGUGAAAGUGAUGCAUACAGUGGCUUUGCAGACAGAGGCAACACUCGCGGAAUCUUCCCAGUCAAGUCAGGGGCCUUUUGUGAGGCAAGACAGCGGCCAAGCCCACCGUCUUGGCCCAGUGGAGUUGCUGAUUAAGCAGCUGCCGAGUAAGAGAAUGGCGGAUUUAAACUACGAGAGGGAGCUGUAUGCUGACAGAAUGGAGAAGAACCACAUGAGUGAGAUGUUCGCUUUCCACGCAACUAUGAUGGCGAACACACUGGGAGCGUCAGUGCUUGUUUUCAGCCGCAGCGGAUCGAUGGCACAUCUGCUUAGUCACUAUCGCCCACAGGGGAUUAUUUUCACCUUCACAAACGAUAAGAGGGUGCAGCGACGGCUCGCACUCUACAAUGGCGUCAGGGCACUGUACAUGGAGUUCUCAGCAGAUGCAGAAGUCACCUUCAAGAAGGCCCUGGCCAUGCUUGUGGAAUACGGAAUGGUAGAACCCGGAGAGGAGGUGGCGCUCGUGCAGAGUGGUCGAACGCCUAUUUGGCGGUCAGAGUCAACACACCAUAUACAAGUGAGGACUGUGCAAUGAAUUCCCAUCCACACAGUGUUUAUUGAGGGAGAGAGCAAGAGUGAGAAGCAGGGAGUAGGUGGUGCUUGACUGGAGUGGCUAACGCCAAACACCCAUUUGGCGGUCAUAGUUGGCGUGUUAUACAAAGCGAGAACUGUGGAAUGGAUUCACACAUACACAUACACAUACGCAUACACAUACUUAUACACAUACAGUAUUACAAUGUUGAUUCCUUGCCUUGACAUAGCAAGGGGGGAGGGGAAGGAAGAGUCGUUAGUAGCGGCAUAGCUUUGGCGAGUCUUAGAAAGCUUUGAGUCGUUGAAUCACACUACUUUAUCCGCUCUUAUUCUAGAUUGUUAUGUAGGUUUAGCUGCCUAGAAAGCGAUCGGCAUUUAGAAAAUGGGUUUGCUACAGGACUCGGAACAACAUCAGACUCAUUCAUGCUUGGUUUCUUCUUACAUGGUCUGGUCGGAUGACGAGAGAGAGUCUAGCUGUUUUGCUACUUUUUGCAUUGUCCCCAGUUUGUCAGCUGGUUGUCAUGUUGGUCUCUGUGUGCUAGCUCAGUUGUUUGUUGUCUGUGGUGCCUGAAGGAUAAAGCGGAGUCGAAGGAGUGAGGGGUGGGGUGGGAUGAAGAGGAAAGACGGACUGAGGGGUUGGCUUUGGGGGUGGGAUGAAGAGGAAAGACGGACUGAGGGGUUGGCUUUGGUCUGGACACGAGGGCAUGCUGACUACCUCGUUUCAAGGUUAUCGUAUAUGACGAUACAUUGGCAUUUUGGCACCGGUUCUCUUUUCCCCUUUUGACGGGAAAGUAUUCCCAAGGUCCAUGGUGCUUCUCUUUUGCAUCUUUUGCUUAAUCUUUGCCGAUCAUGUAUUAUAAAGUCAUAUGGAUAAAAAGUUAAAAACAGAAAUGCUUAUCUUGUCACAGUCAAGGACACCAGCCAAGGAAAUUGGAACAGAAAUGCUUAUCUUGUCACAGUUAAGGACACCAGCCAAGGAAAGCGGGAAUGGUAAUCAGGAGCUCAGAGUACGUGUUCGGUCAAGGUAAGGUGAAGGAACGAGAAAGAAGAGGGGUUGGAAAUGGCGCUUUGUCGGGGGAGAACGUUCCAAAUGGAGAGCAAGGAAUUGUGUGACUGUCAGGCGAGCUACAAGCAUUCUCUUCG